AAAAUGGAAUUUGGUAUAGGAUAUCUCAUGUAGGAAAAAAUAGAUUGAAUAAAUUUAUGCAAAAUAUUGGACGUGAAACUCAAAUUGAUAUUUCAGUUGAAUUACUUUCUAAUCAUUCUGGAUGUAAAACUACAACUCAAGUUUUACAAGAUGAAGAAAUUCCUGAACAAGCAAUUAUGCAACUUACUGGGCAUAAAAGUGUUCAAGAAGUUCAAACUUAUAAAACAAUUAAUGAAGAGCAACAAUUUAAUACUUUAAAGACAUUAAUUAAUAUUACUGAUGCGUCAUAUCUUAAAGAUUUCUUUUGUAAAACAAAUACUUCUGAAUGGACGUGUGAAAACGCUGUCGAGUACUACAAUAAGUAUAUUUCUCCAAAUGAAAACUUAAAAAAAUUCUCUACAGUAUCAACGUUGAGCUCAAACAGUGAGAUUGAGUCUCAUUUUUAUGAGGCUAAAGAAGGCAAUCGAGAUAUGGCCAAGCUGGAACACGGAAAGUCGACCGGUUAUGAACGGAAAGUUCGUGCCAAUCUCGAUAGUCAAGGUGUGGCCAAGCUGGAACACGGAAAGUCGACCGGCCAUGAACGGAAAGUUCGUGCCCAUCUUGAUUGUCUUCGGUGGCAAGCUGGAACACGGAAACACUGGACUAGUGAUGUAAAGAAAUCAGAUCGGAAUGAUAAGACUAUCCAAAAUCAUCUUAAUGAACAUAAAGUCAUACGAAGCACGCUCGCAGAACACAUAACACGUAAACGGCCAGCUGAGGAAGCUGAGGAAGCCUCUCCCAUAAUCACUUCUCCUAAUCUUCGAGAUCAUACUCAAUACGAACAGGACAGGCCACGAACACCAGAAAAUAACCUUCAAGGGGAGAUGGUACUUAGGAAAAAAAAGAAGGUUCGCUAUACUGAAUCUUCAAGCUCAGAUUCUGAUGGUUACGUAGAAGGAUCUAAGUAUAAAAACGCAAGACCAAACCGAUAUGCCCGUGAAGAGGAUAAUUCGCGCGAAAGUACACCAUGUCCCACAACACAAACAAUCGCAAAUACUUUGAUCAUAACACUCAACAAACCCAUUAUUACGAGCGCGACAUUUAAUCAAUAUUCCGUGCACGAAAUCGAAAGAACUCUUAAAACACGAAAUAAAUUAGUUUUAAAAGGACUUAUACUUAAAAAACUUGAAGCAAUUUUUCAGUCGGACUAUUCAGAAAUUUUUUCCAAGAUAAUCGAAGAGACAGCAACUGAAAAAGAUAAUGAAACAACUGAGGAGUCUAGGUUCCUCUUUUUCAUAAGACAUACCUUACUUGAUUUUGUUGCAAUGUUCAAAUAUCUGACACCAAAUGUUUUAGAUGGGGAUAUGAAAGAAAGAUCGUACAUUGUCGAAUGCCUUUCGCCAAUUCUUCGUGCUUUCCGAAAUGCUUUUCCCGGAAUAAAAUAUGAAUGGAUCGAAAAGGAUGUUGAAUCAAUUAAAAAA
Molecule: messenger RNA, 1460 nt
Organism: Funneliformis mosseae
Lineage: Eukaryota; Fungi; Glomeromycota; Glomeromycetes; Glomerales; Glomeraceae
Source: the annotation of a GenBank genome assembly